Molecule: messenger RNA, 1820 nt
Organism: Colletotrichum navitas
Lineage: Eukaryota; Fungi; Ascomycota; Sordariomycetes; Glomerellales; Glomerellaceae
Exons: 8
Coding region: 1-1641 (546 amino acids)
Source: RefSeq, a predicted model, not a curated record
AUGAAAACAAUUCAGGAAUUCAGGCGUCCAUUUGUAAAGAGAGGCAGACCAGGCGGGUUGGGUUGGUUGCGAAGAGAAUUGGUCGUUCUUUUGGUUGGUAAGGAAGGUACGGAUGGUGAAGCAGAAGAUACCAAGGUCGGCAGGUACACUAUCCAGGGCAGCCAAGCCUGGGCCCAGACCAGUGUGCAAUGUCCAGAGCUACCCAAUGGCCAUUCAGCAGGCAGCAUUCGCGAAGGCUGCGGUCAAGACGGUACUUGCACUACACUGCACUACUGCAUUGUACUGCACCCUAUCGUAUCGCGCACCAAGGCACAUCAGGCGGGACGGCAUUGGCAUUCCAUGCCUAUCAGUCGGCUGCUGCACGAGAAUGGAGCGUCGACCUGCGACUUGGCACCCUACACCUACGCUGCCACCUGCAGUGCCUUGCCACUUUACCCUAUGCCAUCGGCUUCCAUGACCUGGCCAAGGCGAGAACUACAUACUCGGCAUGCCGAGGCACGCUUGCUCGACCAUGCCCUGUUCUGGGUCGACUCUUCUUACCUCAGACCGGCGGGCCUGAAUCUAUUUUUCGAUACCAAGGAUGCUGAGGUGGCUCGCUCGGUGGAUCUCUCCAAGGCGGUUCCUCGGAGGGCUGUCGAUGGCAGGCUGUUACAGCACCACACCGGUGAUUGGAAACUGAAGACUGGAGACUGGAGACUGGAGACUGGGGAUUGGAUUGGAUUCAAUAUUACCGGGGGGCCCACGGGCUUCCUGUGCAUCGGAUCAAACACGGUGAGCGUGGAAAAGCCUCGCUACAGUGUCGGCAACCCGGAAGCUGGCUGUCAGCGGUCAAACCACGGAGAGUCUCCGACGAUAAUAGCCCCUAAGGGCCGACAGGGCCGUGUAAUAGCGCUCAUCGGCUGCUUUACGGCGCGAAGCAGAAAGGGUGCCUUCUACCAUCCGAUACCACCCACCCUCGCCUGGCUCGGCACCUGUUGGGCGAUCGGAUCCGGUAAUUUACGUCUGUACGUUGCGUUAUGCCUGACACAGUACCUACGUCGAAUCGUAGUCCUCAGCGAACGCGUCUGUUGCCUCCUUCCAGAGACCGAUCACAGAAUGUUAAUUGUCAGCGGCACAUGCGCCUACGAAACAAACGCCAGCCGUUAUCCUGUCACUGCCAGGAACAGCAUGAUACCCGAGCGCCACAUCCUUGUUGGCUGUUGUUUGGCCGGAAAUUCUCGAUGCUCGAGUCGGAAGCAUCUGUUUAGACAGCCUUCAAGUCAAAGUCAAAGAGACUUCAAAGAGCAUCAUCCAGCCAAACUCUGCGUCAAACUCCCAACCUCGCAGCUCAACGCUAAUCGAAUACCCGCUUCAUGUCAUCGUCGUCUUCGUCUUUGCCGUCGUCUUGGGCUUAGCCUGCUGUCCAGUCUGUCGUCUCUCAAUUUCGGACUGGCUGAGGAGGAUGUCAAUUCGCACAACUACGUCCCUCAAGCCCCUAUUCUGUUCCCCAAAUGUAGCAAGUAUGGAGAAGCGCUUCAGCAUCCCCGGUUGUUGAUGGAUCGCCAUUUGACGGUCACUAUCGCGACUAGCCAGGGGCUCCUAGCUCUGAAAAGAAACGGCCCUAAUCUGGACCCUGCGCAGCGCCGAUACCUGUCGCAUUGACAUCGAACAAUAGAGUACCGGUACGUACCGAGUUAUGGUCGUCCUCGGAACUCAUUUCUCACAUGGUUCCAACAAUUUCGUCAAUUCGUCCCCCGGUGCCCUGCAUUGCGGUCACCUGCUGUCGGUGCCAGCAGAAGCACAUGCUCCGAACCGCGUGACUUGGCUGGAGCCUGUCACGC